GUGUGUGUGUGUUUGUCUGUCCAUCGGUGUGUGUGUGUCUAUCCGUCUGUGUGUCUGUGAAUAAUUGUGUGUUUCUCCUUCGUGCUGUUCGUUCAAUGUGUGGAUGUGUGGCCCCGCGUUCGCCAUCCAUCCAGCCAUCCAUCCAGCCAUUCAGCCCACCAUCGAUCACGUGGCCCAGAUUCACCACGCCCUCCCCACACCCACCACCGUCCAAGCCGAGGGGCAUUAGUCGGAGUGCCGCCGCGCCAGCCGGGCCAAGACUGGACUGAGUCAGACCUCAUUGCUCAGGCCCAGCCCAUCCGCCAGCCAGCUCGGGCUGGCCCAGGCUGAGCUCAUCCCGGGCCCCGCCCACUGUCCAAGUCCGGCGACAUCGUCCACGUUCCGGCCUUGAUCGGCAUGAAUUGGCAACCCGAGGCGCAGGGCUUGGCCCAGAUCUUGCAGUUGCUGCGGGAAUCUCAAUCGCCGGAUACGACCAUUCAACGCUCGGUUCAGAAACGACUCGAAGAGUUGAACCGCUUCCCGGACUUCAACUCCUAUCUGAUCUAUGUGCUGACUCAAAUGCCCCAAGAGAAUGAGGCCACCCGCUCGCUGGCCGGCCUCAUUCUCAAGAACAAUGUCAAGGCCCAUUUCCACGAGUUUCCUCCGCCCGUGGCUCACUUCAUUCGCAGCGAAUGUCUCCGCGCCGUGGGCGACCCCUCGCCGCUUAUCCGGGCCACCAUCGGCAUCCUCAUUACCACCAUCACCUCCAAAGGUGAUUUGGCACAAUGGCCCGAUCUGCUGCCCAAGUUGUGCGAGCAUCUCGAGUCCGACAAUUAUGCCUCUUGCGAGGGCGCUUUUGGCGCCCUGCAAAAGAUCUGCGAGGACAACGCCCAGAUGCUCGACGGCGAUGUGCUCCACAACCCACUGGCCGUCCUCAUUCCCAAGUUUCUGGAAUUCUUCAAACACAACAGUGCCAAGAUACGGUCCCACGCUAUCGCUUGCGUCAACCAAUUUAUCACUUGUCGUUCCCAGGCCUUGAUGACCCACAUAGACGCGUUCCUCCACAGUUUAUUCUUCCUGGCCAAUGACACGGACCCCGAAGUGCGUAAGAAUAUUUGCCGGGCAUUAGUCAUGUUACUCGAGGCGCGAAUCGAUCGUCUCAUACCUCACAUGAAUAACAUCAUCGACUACAUGCUGCAACGCACCCAAGAUGCCGACGAGGGUGUUUCUUUGGAGGCUUGUGAAUUUUGGCUCUCGCUGGCCGAUGAACCUGUGUGCAAAGAUGCGCUGCAGCCUCAUCUGGAUAAACUGAUUCCCAUCCUGGUGCGUGGCAUGAAAUACUCGGAGAUCGAUAUCAUCCUGCUCCGCGGGGAUGUCGAGGACGACGAGAUGGUGCCGGAUCGGGAAGAGGACAUUCGUCCUCGGUUCCAUCGCUCACGUAAUCACCAUGUGGGUCAACUCUCGGACUCGACCAAUGGACAGCCCACCGCCUCCAAUCCGGAUGGCAAUCUAUCCGAUGAUGACGCCGGAGACGAUGAUGAUGACGAUGACUCGGCCAUGUCGGAUUGGAACCUAAGAAAGUGCUCGGCCGCCGCCCUCGAUGUUUUGGCCAGUGUAUUCCGAACGGAUUUGCUACCCGUGCUGCUACCUAUCCUCAAGGAAACCUUAUUUCAUCCGGAAUGGGAAAUCAAAGAAUCUGGGAUCUUAGCCCUCGGAGCGAUUGCAGAGGGGUGCAUGGAGGGCAUGGUUCAACAUCUCCCCGAACUCGUUCCCUUUUUGGUCAAUUGCCUGUCAGAUAAGAAAUCACUGGUACGUUCCAUCACAUGUUGGACCCUGUCCCGUUAUUCCCACUGGGUUGUGUCCCAGCCCCACGAGUCCUACCUGAAACCUCUCAUGUCCGAGCUGUUGAAGCGCAUUCUGGACUCCAACAAACGAGUCCAAGAAGCGGCUUGCUCAGCCUUUGCCACCUUGGAGGAGGAGGCUUGCACGGAGCUCGUGCCUUACCUGGGAUUCAUCCUUAACACGCUGGUGUUUGCGUUCCAAAAAUACCAGCACAAGAAUCUGCUCAUUCUCUAUGAUGCGAUAGGCACCCUGGCCGACUCCGUUGGGCAGCAUUUAAAUCAGAGCGAAUACAUAAACUUGUUAAUGCCUCCUUUGAUUGAAAAGUGGAACAUGCUCAAGGAUGAGGACAAAGACUUGUUUCCAUUGCUGGAAUGCCUCUCAUCCGUGGCCACAGCCCUUCAGGAAGGAUUUCUCCCCUAUUCUGAGCCCGUCUACCGACGGUGUGUCUCGCUUAUUGAGCAGACAUUGACACAGCACGCGGCUUACCUGCAAAACGCCGAACAAUUUGAUCAACCGGACAAAGAAUUCAUGAUCGUGGCAUUGGAUCUGUUAUCGGGCUUGGCUGAAGGCUUGGACGUACACAUCGAAUCUUUAGUGUCCACCUCGAACAUUAUGCACCUGCUGUUUCAAUGUCUACAAGACCCAAUUCCUGAAGUGAGACAGAGCUCAUUUGCGUUAUUGGGCGACUUCACCAAAGCUUGCUUCGUUCACGUCCGGCCCUGCAUUGACGACUACAUGCCGCUGGUGGCGCAGAACUUGUACACAGACCAUAUAUCCGUGUGCAACAACGCCACUUGGGCAGCUGGGGAAAUUGCCGUGAAAUUGGGCCCGGACAUGAAGCGUUUUGUGGUCAACCUCUUACCUCCCUUGAUCGUCAUAAUCAAUCGGAAUAACACUCCGAAGACUUUACUGGAAAACACGGCCAUCACCAUUGGGCGCAUGGGACUCGUGUGUCCUCAUGAAGUGGCGCCCUCACUAAACCAGUUUAUCCGACCUUGGUGUACGUCCUUGCGGAACAUUCGUGAUAAUGACGAGAAAGACUCCGCCUUCCGAGGCAUUUGUCACAUGAUUACCGUCAACCCUGCCGGUGUGGUGCAGGAUUUCAUCUUCUUCUGUGAUGCCAUUGCAUCGUGGCAAACCCCGCAGGACGACCUCAAACAAAUGUUCCAUAAGAUUCUUCAUGGAUUCAAGGAGCAAGUAGGAGUUGAGGCGUGGAAUAAUUUCGCCUCACAAUUCCCUCAGCCACUGAAGGAACGUCUGGCUAGCACCUACGCCAUUUAACAUUUAACCAUAUGUGAGUGUGAGACGUGGACCAAUGUGCUAUAUGGCAUAGUUGAUGACAGAUCAAGUGGCUUUUGGAAUAUGUGGGACCGGCCAUUUGGCGCUAUGCUUGGCCCACAUUGCUUACUACCAAACUGUAGGUCAACUAAUAUCACUACCUACCAACAUAACUAAGGACCUACCUAAGGAAUACAUUAUCGUCCUCUCUGUAAUGUCUUUAAGUCCAAAUACACAAGGCUAGGAUGGUGUUUCA
Molecule: messenger RNA, 3355 nt
Organism: Tigriopus californicus
Lineage: Eukaryota; Metazoa; Arthropoda; Copepoda; Harpacticoida; Harpacticidae
Gene: Tnpo
Product: transportin-2-like
Exons: 5
Coding region: 397-3102 (901 amino acids)
Biological process (GO): protein import into nucleus
Cellular component (GO): cytoplasm; nucleus
Molecular function (GO): small GTPase binding; nuclear import signal receptor activity
Source: RefSeq, a predicted model, not a curated record